Molecule: messenger RNA, 1537 nt
Organism: Erythranthe guttata (spotted monkey flower)
Lineage: Eukaryota; Viridiplantae; Streptophyta; Magnoliopsida; Lamiales; Phrymaceae
Source: RefSeq, a predicted model, not a curated record
UAAUUAACCUCACUUUUUCUUUUUUUCCGACUGAUUAAAUAAAAUUGCAGUAGCAGCAAAAACAGUGGCGGCAGAAUCAUUCAUUCCCCCCUACUACUGUUGAGUGUUAAUGGCCUCCAAGACCGCCGUUAUUGCAUGGGGUUCAGGGGAAGAUGGGCAACUAGGGAUUGGGAACAAUGAAGAGAGAGAAUGGGUCUGCACAAUCACCGCCCUCCGCUCUGAAAACGUCCGUUCCGUCGUCGCCGGCAGCCGCAAUUCCCUCGCCAUUUGUGAUGACGGCAAGCUGUUUACAUGGGGAUGGAAUCAAAGAGGGACACUAGGGCACCCGCCGGAAACCAAAACCGAAAAUGUUCCUAGUCAAGUUAAGGCUCUUGCCAAUGUCAAAAUUGUCCAGGCUGCAAUUGGUGGUUGGCAUUGCUUGGCUGUUGAUGAUCAAGGCCGUGCCUAUGCGUGGGGUGGAAAUGAGUAUGGGCAGUGCGGCGAAGAGCCUGAGCGUAAAGAUGAUUCAAGCAGACCGGUUAGAAGAGAUAUUGCCAUUCCACAGAGAUGUGUGCCAAAACUUACAGUUCGUCAGGUAGCUGCUGGUGGCACACACUCGGUUGUUCUAACGCGGGAAGGACAUGUUUGGACAUGGGGUCAACCAUGGCCACCUGGAGACAUAAAGCAAAUUUCAACUCCAGUUCGAGUGCAAGGUCUUGAUAGGGUAAAAGUGAUUGCAGUUGGAGCUUUUCACAAUUUGGCACUUCUCGAUGAUGGAACUGUUAUGGCAUGGGGAAGCAACGAGUAUGGCCAACUUGGAACCGGUGAUACACAGCCUCGCUCACAACCUAUUGCUGUUCAGGGGCUUUCUGAUCUUAAUUUGGUUGAUAUUGCUGCAGGAGGAUGGCAUUCUACUGCUCUGACUGAUGACGGGGAGGUGUAUGGCUGGGGCAGAGGUGAGCAUGGCAGGCUUGGAUUUGGAGACGACAAGAGCAGCAAAAUGGUUCCUCAAAGGGUUCAACUUCUUGUAGGCGACGGAAAUCUUUCUCUUAUUCGUGUGCAGGUUUCUUGUGGAGGCACUCACUCCGUUGCAUUUACACGAGAUGGCCGCAUAUACUCGUUUGGAAGAGGGGACCAUGGUCGUUUAGGGUAUGGAAGAAAGCAGACGACAGGUCAUCCAGCAGAAGUGCCCAUAAACAUCCCACCUCCAAAGGAUUUUACUGAAAGCAGCGCUGCAGAAGGGCGUUGGUGCUCUACGCUCGUUGCGUGUGGGGGCCGCCAUACAUUGGCGGUUAUGGAAUGGCGUGGUCAUGAAUCGGAGCAGCUCUUAUAAACUUUGGACAACGAAAGCAGCCCUCUAGAAAAAUCAAAGGUUGGAGGGACUUGGAUUCAUUUUGCAAGUAGUUAGCUUAUGUUGUUUAUGUUCUCUUGCAAGAGUCUGUCUGAAUGUUAAUUUAGACAAAGCAAACUGAGGAUUGCAGUUUGUAACUUUCGAACUUUUAUUACGUUAAAUUUUCGAACUUUUAGUAAAAUCUUAUCCACUUCAUCAACACACACA